Molecule: messenger RNA, 3631 nt
Organism: Ogataea polymorpha
Lineage: Eukaryota; Fungi; Ascomycota; Pichiomycetes; Pichiales; Pichiaceae
Exons: 1
Coding region: 328-3603 (1091 amino acids)
Biological process (GO): mismatch repair
Cellular component (GO): MutSalpha complex; nucleus
Molecular function (GO): ATP binding; ATP-dependent DNA damage sensor activity; mismatched DNA binding
Source: RefSeq, a predicted model, not a curated record
AAAACGGCAAUGAAAGGAGGCCCGAAGAGUACUUCUAAGUACAAGCAGUCGUCGUUGCUUGCAUUCUUCAACGCGAAGCCCACACAACAUAAAUCGAGCAAAGAGUCAGAUGCGAAGUCUCCUCCCAUCAUAACUCCACAAAAUUCCUCUCCAGUGCGGGGCGAAGAAGCCAAGGAAGUGAAAUCAGGAGCAGUGAUUGAUGACAAGGAGAACAAGGCCCCGCAGAACCUGGCACCAACUAUACCAGAAUCGCCAGAAUUAUUUGAGCCUAGAACUCCAAGUUCUGUAAAUCGCAACUCCGUGCCCAACGCUUCACAAUCGCCAUUAAUGAAGUCAAGACGCGCUAAGAAGAUAAGCUACAUCGAAGAUUCUGCUGAAGAAACUGAUUCUGAUAUUAGUGUUCCCAGAACCAAACGGAGAAAGAUGAUUGCUGACGAUGAUGAAGACGAUGAUUACAAACUCGAGAGCGACAACGCGUCUGCAGACGAUGACUAUUUUAUUCCUGAUACAGAAAAUAUUGCAGACGAACUAAACGGUGAUGAUUCCCCUGGGGAGAUGGACGAAGAGGGUAACAAUCAUGUUAGCAGCAAGCCCGCAAAAACUUCUCCAAAAAGUACUGAUGCAGGGACUAGUAUGUCGGCAUUCAAAUUUGAGUCUAAUUGCUCGUAUAUUGCGGCUGAUAAAAGUAAGAUAUCCACUAAAAGACAAGCCAGAAAGCAAACACCACAAUCCAAAUUUGCAAAAGAAAAUGAGGAAAGAUACCAGUGGCUUGUGCACAUCAAAGAUGCUGAUGGACGAAGCGAAUCCGAUCCAGACUAUGAUCCCAGGACCCUAUACAUUCCCAAGUCUGCUUGGGCUAAAUUUACUGCAUUUGAGAAGCAAUACUGGGAGAUCAAAAGUAAGAUGUGGGACUCCAUAGUGUUCUUUAAAAAGGGCAAAUUCUUCGAGCUGUACGAAAAAGAUGCAGACAUCGGCCAUCAGAAAUUUGAUCUUAAGCUGGCCGGCACGGGACGGGCGAACAUGAGAUUAGCUGGAAUUCCGGAGAUGUCUUUUGAUUACUGGGCUAAGAAGUUUAUUGACGAAGGAUAUAAAGUUGCAAAGGUUGACCAAAAGGAAUCUCUGCUUGCUAAAGAGAUCAGAGAGAAAAAUGCGAAUACAAAGGAUGACAAAGUCAUCAAAAGAGAACUGUCUUGUGUUCUAACGUGUGGAACUUUGACAGAUGAGGGAAUGCUGUCUGAUGAAAUGUCAAGGUAUUGCUUAUCGUUGAAGGAAGUCACCAAUAAUGACAACAGCAAAACCUUUGGUGUGUGUUUUGUUGAUACCGCCACUGGAAAAAUCCAACUCACACAGUUCGACGAUGAUGUGGACUGUAAUAAAUUAGAGACACUUCUUGCCCAGGUUCAGCCAAUGGAGGUGCUGAUUGAGAAAUCGAGAGUUUCGCAAUUGGUGCUGAGAAUGCUUAAAUUCAACUCUCAACCACAUGCAACAUUUAAUUUUUUGAAGCCGGCAGACGAAUUUUGGACCUCUGAUAUCGCUUUUGAGCAGCUUACCAGAGGCAAAUAUUUUGAGGCCAAUGAUUUGGACGAUCUAUCCAAUUACCCAAAUAUCCUAGUGGAGUACUACGAAUCGAACAAAAAUGUUGGAUUUUCGGCAUUUGGAGCUCUCCUAUGGUAUCUCAAAUCACUCAAGCUAGAUACUGCGUUGAUCUCUAUGGGUAACAUAGAGCAAUAUGACCCAUAUAAGACCAGCUUCUCCGAUAGCUGUAUGAGACUGGACGGUGUGACACUUCAGAAUCUUGAGAUUUUUAGUAAUUCCUUUGACCAGAGUGACAAAGGCACUUUGUUCAAAUUACUAAAUCGUGCAGUGUCUCCAUUUGGAAAGCGGACUUUUAAAAGCUGGGUGACGCAUCCUUUGAUGUCCAGAAAAACCAUUGAAUCAAGGUUGGAUUCUGUGGAAAUCUUGAUGAGAGAUGGAGACCUCAAACAUCUUCUUGAAUCUAAACUGGGCAAGCUUCCUGAUCUGGAAAGACUGCUUGCUAGGAUCCAUUCCGGAAAUUUGAAGGUUAAGGAUUUUGCCCGUUGCGUGACUGGUUUCGAAUGCAUCGUGAGUUUGGUCAAGAUACUGAAGUCCACUUAUUCAGAAGGAACUCAAAGAUUAGGAGGAGAACUGGGCAAAAUUUUGGAUUCUUUUCCACAUGAAUUGCCAGAGUGUGUUUCAAAUUGGUCAAAUGCAUUUGAUAGGGUACUUGCCGUCAAUGAUGGCAUCUUAGUUCCAGAACCUGGGGUGGAGCCCGAGUUUGACGAAAGCAACCUAAAGAUCAAAGAGCUAGAGAAAGAGCUAGAGAGGAUUUUGAGUCGGUACAGACGUGAGUUCAAGUGCCAGGAGAUGUGCUACAAAGAUAGCGGAAAAGAGAUAUAUCUGAUUGAAGUCCCAUCCAAAGCCAUCUCACGUAUUCCUAAGGAUUGGCAGCAGAUGGCAGCAACUUCCAAAUGUAAGAGAUACUGGUCUGCGGAAGUCAAAAAGCUGGUGAGAAAGUUGAUGGAAGCCAGAGAAUUGCACAAAAUUAUAGGCGAGUCUUUGCAAGCUAGGAUGUACGGCAGGUUCAUGAACGACUACCCUAUUUGGUCGUCUGCCAUCAAGGCUGUGGCACAACUGGAUUGUAUCUUGUCUCUGGCGCGUGCUUCAGAAUCGCUUGGGACCCCCUCCUGUAGACCAGAAUUUAUUGACAGCGCGUCGGCACAGAUCGAGUUUCAGGAACUAAGACAUCCAUGCUUUAUUCCAGGUGGCAUUACCGGAACCAAGGACUUUAUUCCAAAUGACAUUUCCUUGGGGAUCGACCAGAAAGACCAUAUUGGUCUGCUUACAGGUGCUAAUGCCGCCGGAAAGUCUACAGUCCUGAGAAUGACAUGUGUGGCUACCAUUAUGGCUCAAAUUGGAUGCUUUGUCCCUGCGAAGUCUGCCAAAAUGACACCAGUCGAUACGAUAAUGACACGGCUCGGCGCCAACGACAAUAUCAUGCAAGGAAAGUCGACUUUCUACGUGGAACUAUCAGAAACCAAAAAGAUUUUAGAAUCAUGUACUCCGCGUUCACUAAUCAUUCUUGAUGAAUUGGGACGAGGAGGAUCAUCGAGUGACGGAUUUGCCAUUGCAGAGGCAGUCUUGCACCACAUCGCCACGCAUGUCCAGUCCAUAGGCUUUUUCGCGACCCAUUAUGCCACUCUGGGAAACUCGUUCAUCAAUCACCCGCGUGUAAAACCCCUUCGGAUGGGAAUAAUAGUUGAUGAAAACUCGAGAAACAUCACCUUCCUUUAUAAAUUAGAGUCGGGACGCUCCAGCGGGUCUUUUGGUAUGCACGUUGCAGCAAUGUGUGGCGUUCCAAGAAGUAUUGUUGAUAAUGCAGAGCAGGCAGCUGAAAAAUGGGAGCAUACUUCCAAGCUCAAGAAACGCAAUUUGGACGCAGACUUGGUUCCUCUAGGCUUCCAGAGCGACGUGAGCUGGAUUUUGAAUUCAAAAUCAGUGCGCGAUGAUACGAUUGCCACCUACACGGACCAGAUGAAGCUUACCGCCCUGUCUAGUAUGUUCCACAUGAUCGAGAGCUUAUAGAUUACGUAAACAUCAAAGUAAGGUAAAU